AACUUAUCAAAGCGGAGCACAAGAGACAAGCUACAAGGAAAAAAAUAGCUGAGACAGCCAGUAACUCUCAGCGCUUGAGCUCGUGGCUAAUUCAACCAGAAACAUCCGAGCAUAGAGAUAGUUUAGCAACAGCCGAGCAAGUAACUUUGGUGAGUUUUGUUAGUGACGAUGGAAAUUGUAUUACGCAAAAUCUGGAUCAUUCUGUUCAAGAAAGUUGCAGUAAUGCCAGUGAAACUUUAGUGGGUCUUAAUAAUGAAGAGGAUAAGGAAGACGUCAGCAGUCGUGAGACUGAAUCUACUCCCCUACUUGUUGACGUUAACAGUUUUAAUACUGAUACCAGUAAAGAAAAUUUCGAUGGAUUAGAUGCAAGCACAAAUGAUGACUUUCCUGGCAUUAUCUCAAACCCAGAGAUCAAGAAAACAAUUAUUGCAGCAGGUCCCAAACAACCUAAAGGACCUUUCCCUAAAGAUCCUCUCAAAAACGGUCGGUGUUCUUUCUCACUUCAAAACCUAUGGGGCACAGCAGGUUUAAACGACUGGAGGCAUUUAUCGCAGCAAAUUCGAAGUCAUGAAAGCUCCGCACUUCAUGCGGAAACGUGUGUCGUAUAUGACCAAUGGAGAAACAGUAAGACAAUAGAAGAAGCGUUGCACGGAUCUUUACAAGAGAAAACAAACUUUUGGCAUAAGGUUUUGGAAAGACUAUUAAAUAUUACGCUGAUGUUGGCGAUGUGUAACUUACCGUUUCGCGGAUCAAGUGAAGAUUUUUCGAAGGAUAGAAAGGACAAUUUUCUAUCAAUCAUUCAACUUCUUGCCAAAUAUGACACUGUUUUAGACAUACUUUUACAACUACCUAAAGGUUCUCCAAAAUAUCUUAGUCCUUCCAUACAAAAUGAACUAAUAUCAUUACUGGCUGAAGAAGUUCUCCGUGAUAUAAAAAGUGAACUCCAAAGCGCUCCUUUUUUUGCCAUUAUACUUGAUACGACCCAAGAUGUCAGCAAAAAAGACCAGUUAAGUGAGGUAUUUCGUUAUGUCAAAAUCGUUUACCAUGAUGAUGGAACGCCAUCAGAACUGAAAGUUGUUGAAGCGUUUAACUCAUUUACCGAAGUUGAGGAUUCAUCUGCAAUCGGAUUACACAAACUAAUAACGGAUUCCAUUCAGCAGAAACGGCUUGACAUAAAAAAAUGCCGCGGACAAGGAUAUGAUGGUGCUGCAGUGAUGAGCGGGAAGUACUCCGGCUUGCAAAAGAGGAUCCAAGAUGUGGCUCCACAUGCUUACUACGUGCAUUGUGCUUCGCAUAAUUUAAAUCUGGUGUUAAAAGAUGCCAUGGAAGCUGUGACCGAGACCCGUAAAUUUUACGACACCAUUGAGUCAGUAUAUAGUUUUUUCGGGCAUAGCAUUGUGCGGUGGCAAAAGCUACAGAAUGUACAAGAAUGUUCUUCACCAAAUCCUACAUUGAAAACGUUAAAUCCAACUCGUUGGUCCGGUCGAUAUGAUGCUGUCUAUGCUUUGAAGGAAAGAUUUUUUGACGUUAUGAAAUGUUUGACGCAUAUAAUACUUACCAGCACAAAGCCAAAAGAAAGAGAUGAAGCUAUGACAAUAAAAAAACAGAUGGAAAACUUUGACUUUGUGUUUAUGCUCGUUGUUCAGUGCAAGGUUUUGCAGAUCGUCAACAUUCCUUCGAAAGCUAUGCAGUGUAAAACAAUUGACUUAAUUUCUGCCCAUAAACUUUUGCAAACUGCUGCUCAUGACAUCGCUCAGCUCAGAAGGAGUUUUGACGCAGUAAUAAAAGAAGCUUCCAGUAUUGCUUCUCAAUGGGGUUUGCCAAGACAGUUUUUAAACAAGAGGGCAAAGAAAACAAAAACCUACUUUGAUGAAGUUUCCGAAGGAAUAACGUUAAGCGAUCCUAAGAAGCGAUUUCGGGUAACUGUGUUUCAUCCAAUGAUGGACAAACUUUCUUGCCAACUUAUUAAUCGCUUUGAAGGAAUGAAAUCAGUGGUGACGACAUAUCAAGUUUUGGAACCAAGUUUUCUUUCAAGUGCUUCUCAUUUGGAUAUUGAGGUUGAGGCAAAAAAAUUUGCUGACAAAUUUGCUGAUGACGUCUCUCCUUUGUUUCCAAGCCAAAUUCUUUCCAUCAAAACGUCGUUUAAAGAAAAGAUUGAACAUUUAAAAUCUGCCAAAGAAAUGGCUUCUUUUUUGAUUGUAGAAAAUGCAUCACUUGCAACAUCUUAUCCUGACGUUUGCACGGCAUACAUGAUGUAUCUGACAGUACCUGUUACAGUUGCUACGGCAGAGAGGUCUUUUUCUAAACUUAAACUGAUCAAAAACUUUCUUCGAAGCUCCAUGUCCCAAGAGAGACUUAGCGGUUUGUCUCUGCUAUCGAUAGAAAAUGAACGAGCUAAAAAUUUAGAUUUUAGAAAAGUCAUCCAGCAAUUUGCUAGUGUAAAAGCAAGACGGAAAAACUUCUAG
Messenger RNA from Ciona intestinalis (vase tunicate), 2465 nucleotides. The record is from RefSeq and is a predicted model, not a curated record. NCBI's taxonomy places the organism in Eukaryota, Metazoa, Chordata, Ascidiacea, Phlebobranchia, Cionidae.